This is a messenger RNA of Linum trigynum, 306 nucleotides long. Lineage: Eukaryota; Viridiplantae; Streptophyta; Magnoliopsida; Malpighiales; Linaceae. The record is from the annotation of a GenBank genome assembly.
AUGGUGAAGAAACAGAGGAUGAAUAAUGAGAGCUAUAAGUUCAUAAUGAAAGCACUAAGUGAUCAUGAGAGGUUGGACGAAGUGCUUCAAUUGGUCGAUGCAAUGUUGGAUAAUGAGGCUAUCAACGUGAAUGAGGAGCUUCAGGAGAUAAACAAGGAAGAGGAGACAGGAUCUGCAGAGGGAAAUGAUGUUAAUGCUAAUGAGGCAGCUCCUGCUGCUGCAGAAUCUGCAGCGGGUGAAGAACAACUCAUAGAGAAAGCAGAAUCUGUUGAUGCAGAAGACUCGAGGGACGAGGUAAGAGCUUGA